CGGCUGUUCCAUAACGGUGAGGUGGACCCAAAAGGUGCGAGGAAGAAAACACGCGAGGAGAGUUCCGUGUGGAUCAUCACGGUUGUACCGCAAGAACUGCGGUGCUGUUAACCCCCUUUAAAACGCUCAGACAUGAACGGUGCUACGGAAGUCACCAGGAGGCGGGUCCAAAAUGGCAGCCACGGCGGGUCGGCGGCUGAAAAGACUACAGAACCCGCGCAGUGGGGGAGAGCCUGGGAGGUGGAUUGGUUCUCCCUGCUAAGCGUGGUAGCGCUGCUGUGCUUCGCGCCGUUCAUCGUCUUUUUCUUCGUCAUGGCCUGCGACCAGUACCAGUGUUCCGUCACGCAACCCUUCCUGGAGCUCUACAGCGGCGAGAGCACCCUGUUCUCCAUCUGGGCCCGGGUACCCUUCGUCACUUGGUCGGCAGUAAAGAUCUACGCAGUAUGGGUCGUCUUCCAGGUGGUGUUAUACAUGUGCGUGCCCGACAUCCUGCACAAAGUCCUCCCCGGUUACGUCGGAGGAGUCCAGGAAGGCGCUCGAACCCCCGCAGGCCUCAUCAACAAGUACGAGAUCAACGGGCUGCAGUGCUGGCUCAUCACGCAUGUACUGUGGCUGGCUAACGCCCGCUACUUUCUAUGGUUCUCGCCCACAAUCAUCUUCGACAACUGGAUCCCGCUCAUGUGGUGCGCUAACGUGCUGGGUUACGCCGUAGCCACCUUCGCCUUCGUGAAGGCCUACUGGUUCCCCACCAACCCGCAGGACUGUAAGUUCACGGGGAACAUCUUCUACAACUACAUGAUGGGCAUCGAGUUCAACCCGCGCGUGGGCGAGUGGUUCGACUUUAAGCUGUUUUUCAACGGGCGCCCUGGCAUCGUGGCUUGGACGCUCAUCAACCUUUCUUACAUGGCCAAGCAGCAGGAACUUUAUGGACACAUCAGCAACUCCAUGGUUUUGGUUAAUGUCCUGCAGGCUAUCUACGUGUUGGAUUUCUUCUGGAACGAGGCAUGGUACCUUAAGACCAUCGACAUUUGCCACGACCACUUCGGCUGGUACCUGGGCUGGGGGGACUGCGUUUGGCUGCCGUACCUCUACACGCUACAGGGUCUUUACCUGGUGUACCACCCGGUGCAGUUGGCCCCGAUUCACGCUCUGGCCGUGCUCCUGCUGGGCUUGACGGGCUACUACAUCUUCCGCGCCACUAACCAGCAGAAGGACCUGUUCCGCCGCACCGAGGGCGCCUGCACCAUCUGGGGUCGGCCCCCUUCCUACAUCGAGUGCUCGUACCGCUCGGCCGACGGCGGCGCGCACCGCAGCAAGCUCCUCACGUCAGGUUUCUGGGGCGUGGCCCGACACUUUAACUACACGGGCGACUUGAUGGGAUCGCUGGCGUACUGCGCCGCCUGCGGAUUCGGACACCUUCUGCCGUACUUCUACAUCGUCUACAUGAGCAUCCUGCUGGUGCACCGCUGCGUGCGAGAUGAGCACAGGUGCGGAAGCAAGUACGGCGCCGACUGGAAGCGCUACACGGACGCCGUCCCUCACCGACUCCUGCCCGGGAUCUUUUAGACCGGGCGGGUGCUUGUUCUUGAAAUUUCCAUUCCUUGAAUCGCUUAAAUUUCAAUCCAAUACUACUCUUUGAAAGACCAAAUGUUUUGUUGCCCUACAAAACUUUGAAGCUACAACAUUCCAAUCUCACAAGAGACCAAACAAGUUCUUGCCACAUUGUUGGAGUUCCUGAAAUGAUACUCCAAGUCAAAUCUUGCAAAGAUGACGUCUGCCGUUAAAAUACAUGAUGUUUUUCAAUUAAAGACUUAUUUUUUUG
Molecule: messenger RNA, 1822 nt
Organism: Corythoichthys intestinalis (scribbled pipefish)
Lineage: Eukaryota; Metazoa; Chordata; Actinopteri; Syngnathiformes; Syngnathidae
Gene: dhcr7
Product: 7-dehydrocholesterol reductase
Exons: 8
Coding region: 133-1566 (477 amino acids)
Biological process (GO): brassinosteroid biosynthetic process; cholesterol biosynthetic process
Cellular component (GO): endoplasmic reticulum membrane
Molecular function (GO): 7-dehydrocholesterol reductase activity
Source: RefSeq, a predicted model, not a curated record